CUCUCUCUCUCUCUCUCUCUCUCUCUCUCUCUCUCAAAGGGAAAGGGAAAGGAAGAGAAUCCAACCAGUCUUAUGUAGGGCCUCCAACCCAUGAAAUUAUUGCAAGAUGACAAAACAAACCAAAAAAUCCAGGGCACAUGCAAUCUCACAUGCACCCUCUUUUUUCUUUUUCUACCUCCCCCAAUCAUCUUCUCUCAUGUGAUUUCCAUUCAUCCACCUAACUUUCAAACUACAACUCCCUUCCACCCCCCCACGCCUCUCUCUCUCUCUCUCUCUCUCUCUCUCUCUCCAUGGUUUGGUCUCAAAGCCUCCAUUUCAGCCCUCUAGGCAAGUGGGUCACAACCAUCUUCCACCAACUGAAGAGAAAAUGCAAGAUUAAAAAGCCCAAGAGAUUAUCCAACGGCUUCGAUUGGUUCUCUUCGUCAUUCGCUGCAAUGGAGAUUUCAAACCAGCUCAAGCAAGUCUUCAAGCUCAUUGAUACGAAUGGAGACGGCAAGAUAUCACCCUUAGAGCUCCGGGAAGUGCUUGUGUGCCUGGGACACGACAAGUCCAAGGCCGCCAAGGAAGCUGAGGGCAUGGUGAAAGAGAUGGAUUGCAACGGCGACGGUUUCAUCGACUUGGAAGAGUUUAUGGAGGUCGUGGAAGGGAGGACCGAAAAUGGGUGCGGCAGCAAAGACGAUCUCAUGGAUGCAUUCCUCGUCUUCGAUUCUGAUAGGAACGGUUUCAUAUCAGCCCAGGAGUUGCAAAGAGUCCUUAUCAGCCUUGGUUAUAAAAAAUGCAGUCUCGACGACUGUUUUCUAAUGAUUAGAGGCGUUGAUAGCAAUGGAGAUGGGCUUGUCGAUUUUGAUGAAUUCCGUUCAAUGAUGACCAAACGCACCGGUUGAAGAUUGGAGUUUGGUACUGACACCUUCAUAUGCAUAAGCUGUCAUUUGCUGUCAUUCAAGACCUUAAGUUUGGAGAGCUUCCAAGGUGAGGUGUAAAUGCAAGGCCACGUUUGGAUGCUCAUUUUAACUAAAUUGCAAUAUAUUCCGAUUAGAUGUCAAUGAAAUUAUCACAUUGGGUUUGGACUAAAUGUGGUUUGGCUGCCUACUGUUAAUUGAAUUGAAUUAUUACAAUUGGAAUCAA
Molecule: messenger RNA, 1125 nt
Organism: Magnolia sinica
Lineage: Eukaryota; Viridiplantae; Streptophyta; Magnoliopsida; Magnoliales; Magnoliaceae
Product: probable calcium-binding protein CML23
Exons: 1
Coding region: 291-884 (197 amino acids)
Molecular function (GO): calcium ion binding
Source: RefSeq, a predicted model, not a curated record